This is a messenger RNA of Closterium sp. NIES-65, 1665 nucleotides long. NCBI's taxonomy places the organism in Eukaryota, Viridiplantae, Streptophyta, Zygnematophyceae, Desmidiales, Closteriaceae. The record is from the annotation of a GenBank genome assembly.
AUGGAAGGGGACAACUGCGAGCACGGGCUUGCGAUUGACCCUGCUAUCGAUGUGGAGGAGGAACGGCUCGACAGCAGUCGCACGAUGCGUCGCAUAGUCGUCGCAGUGGACGGCAGCGACGGCAGCGACAUGGCCGUUCACUACGCGCUGCAGCGAAUCGCGGACCCGAUCACGGACCACCUCUUUCUCCUCCACGUCAAGACACCUCGCCACCUGCCAUCCGAUUCCUUGGCUGCGGCCGCGCCGACUUGCCUGCCGUCGUCGCCUCGCGCAUCGUCAUUCGCUCGACGAGGCAACACUAAGGACCAUACACCCACCACCGCGAACACCGCUCCACCCUCCAACGGUCGAUUCUCACGCAAGCGUCAACAUGAUGCCCUGAGGUUUUCUGUGUGGUCUUCCGCUGUUUCCGGGCCAACCGAAUCUUAUCAUGCCGACCGCGCGUCGUCCGCUUACCUCGGCGCCUCCACCGAUCGCGCCGCAGCUCUCCUCGCUUCGUGCUUUCUCGACGCCGCUGCCACCGCCGCAACUCCCGCCGCCGCUCCCGCCGCGCCGGCUGCUCUCACGCCGUGGCAGCUGCCGCGUGCUCCUAUCAGACGGCUCAGCGAAAGCGGCGCCGGCGUCGGCGGAGGCAAUGGCGCAGAGCCUCUGCGGCACGUGCGACGGCGGAGCGUGGACGGGUUGCGCAUGAGCGGAAGCUCCGCCUCCGCCGCACCGGAUUCGGCGGAAAUGCGCAAAGCGGCGGUCGCGGCGGCGCUGAUGCUGGAAAGCGCAUUUGAAUCGUCGGGAGGCGCAGCAGCAGCAGCAGCCGGGUGUUUAGAUAGCUCUGUUGCCGGGGUGGGUGAUCAUAAAACGAAAGCAGCGUCUGCAGCUUUGUGGAGUCGCGUGGAUGGAGAUUUAGAAGGCAGUGGUAGCGCCAACAGGCCUGAUAUGCCCCUCCCCGCUGUUCACUGCUUUCCUGGCGGUUUCGGUGCCGUGAAAAGCGGCGAGAAGCGCGCCGGCGCGACGAAUGCGGGCACGGGGAACGACGACUGGGCGAGAAGGUUUCGCGGGGCGGACGCGUACGGCGCCGCGGGUGGCGCGUGGUGCGGCGGAAGCGGCGGGAGCGGAGGGUCGGUGAGAGCGCAUGGGCGGAGAUUGGGACGACCGAUGAGGCAGCAGCAGCAGCAGCAGCAACACAUGGACGUGAAGGUGGCGCGCUGGUUGGAGCGGUUUGCGCGGGAGGCGGAGCAGAUGGGCGUCGCAUGCGACACUGCCGUGGUCGAGGCCAUGGACCCCUGUGAGGCUGUGCUGUGCCGUGUGCAUGCAGUGCGGGCUCACCUGCUCAUUCUCUCCGGCCAUCUUGCUGACUCGGCUGGUGGCGCUGCUGCCUUUGCUUCCGACCCCCACACCUUUCCUGCUCCUCCUGUCGCUGCUGCUGCCGCCACUGUUGCUGCUGCUAGCAGUAGUGUUUCUUCUGUUGGUGUUGGGGCAGGGGCCGGGGGAGUAGGGGUAUUGAGUGGUGUGCGAACCAGGGGGGGUAUGGAGCGGAUUGGUGUGCGGGGUGGAUUGGGAGUGGGAGUGCGUGGGGGUGGAGGUGUAGAGAGUGGGUGUCCUGUUCUGGUGGUGAGGCCGGGGGGGAGAGGGAGGAUCAGGGACCAUCGCAGUAGCUUGAUGGAGUUUUGA